Molecule: messenger RNA, 891 nt
Organism: Letharia columbiana
Lineage: Eukaryota; Fungi; Ascomycota; Lecanoromycetes; Lecanorales; Parmeliaceae
Exons: 2
Coding region: 1-891 (296 amino acids)
Source: RefSeq, a predicted model, not a curated record
AUGGAAGAAACCGGUAAGUUGUACCGCCUUGCGGAAGAAGAGAAUGGCAGCUUGCUGAGAGUGAGUGCCAAUUGCAAGUGCUCGAUAGGAAUCUACCCGUUCUUCGACGGUAAAUUGGAAGAUUUUGAGCCUGUCUUCGCCAAGUUGAUUGAAUCCAAACUCCGCCCACCCUACGACUUCGACGCCUACGCCGCCCCUUUCUUUCCCGUCGCCUCAGCCCUCGAUCAACGCGCCCAAGCCGCCGAGAAAUCGAACGAUCUCCCGCUCGCAUCAUCCCUCUACCUCCGGGCGGCCGCUUUAUACCGCAUCGCUCGUUUCCCCAUCCCACGCUCUCCAAAGCAGAAGGAAGCAUGGAGCCUCAACAAAGCCGCAUACGUGAAAGGCGCGGGGCUACUUCCUGGGAAAUUCAGCGACGUUCAAAUACCGCACACGCACCGGAUCGAAGGGGAGGGUGCCACCAUCCCGGUCUACGUGCGACUUCCAACGCAUGCUUCACCCACGAACCCUGUCCCAUGUAUCAUUCAGAUCUUUGGCUUGGACGGAUACAGGACCGAAAUGACGCAUGCAUCGAACAAGCACCUCGCUCGUGGAUGGGGAACUAUUGGUGUCGAGAUCCCAGGGACAGGCGAUUGUCCUGCUCUGCGUCACGAUCCUUCGUCUCCAGAUCGGCUGUGGUCCUCGUUACUUGACUGGAUGGAUGGGAGGGAGGAGCUUGACAAGAACAUGAGAGUUGCAUGGGGGCUGAGCACCGGAGGGUAUUAUGCGAUGAGAAUUGCGCAUACGCAUAAAGAGAGAUUGACGGGGGCGGUGAGUCACGGCGGUGGGUGUCAUAGGAUGUUUGAGCCUGAGUGGUUGGAUAAGGUGGAUCAUCUAGAGUAUCCGUUUGAGUAA